This is a messenger RNA of Impatiens glandulifera, 2863 nucleotides long. Its product is annotated as putative disease resistance protein RGA4. NCBI's taxonomy places the organism in Eukaryota, Viridiplantae, Streptophyta, Magnoliopsida, Ericales, Balsaminaceae. The transcript has a single exon. Gene Ontology annotation, molecular function: protein binding; ADP binding. Gene Ontology annotation, biological process: defense response to other organism. The record is from RefSeq and is a predicted model, not a curated record. Bases 28 to 2682 code for a protein of 884 amino acids.
AUUCAUCUGAUUGAGAGAGAAACAAACAUGGUUGAUGCAGCUCUAAUUAGUGGUUUGCUUUCAAAUUUGGCACCUCUCAUUAAGGAUGAAUUCUCUUUGUUUUGGAGUUUUAAGAAGGAUGUUCAAAAGCUAUCAAGCACGUUGUCUUCAAUUAACUCCGUACUUGAGGAUGCUGAAAGAAAGAACCUACGGGAGAAGGACAAACAAACUGAAGAUUGGUUGUGGAAACUCAAAGAUGUAGCUUACGAGGUUCGAGACAUCAUGGAUGAGUGCACCUUUGAAGAUCUUCGUCUUCAAGUCAAAAGGCGUAAUGCCUCCUCUUCAAUCCGGAUCCAGGUAACCAGCUCAAUAACUCAUCCUUUUAGCAAUACUUGGACACGUCUAAAAGUUGGUCACAAAAUUAAGGAUGUUCAAGACAAACUAAACCAAAUUUCUUCAGAGCGCCAAAAGUUACAUUUGCGUGAAUCUAUUCAUGACUCAAAAAUAGACAAGUUUACUAGUAAUUGGCGUGAAACCAUGUCUCUUUCUAGUUGCAGUCAAGUAUAUGGGAGAGAUAAGGAGAAGAAAGAGAUUAUUGAUAUUCUACUCAAUAAUACAUUUAGUGUUGAUACAAAACUAUCUGUUUUGCCCAUUGUUGGCAUUGGGGGUAUAGGUAAAACAACACUUGCCCAAAUGGUAUUCAAUGAUGAUGAGGUUUCUAAGCAUUUUGAUCCCAAAAUCUGGGUUUGUGUUUCAGAUGAAUUUGAUAUUAAGUUGGUGAUCAAAUUCAUCAUAGGAGAAACAAAGGAAACUUCCUUAGAGAUAUUGCAAAAAAUGAUUCAAGAUAAAUUGAGAGGGAAAAUAUAUUUGAUUGUAUUGGAUGAUGUUUGGAAUGAAAAGGGUGUGGCAUGGGAUCAGCUAAGAUCUAUAUUAGAUUGUGGAUCAAAUGGUGCGUUCGUCCUUACAACAACACGUAAAAGAAAUGUGGCGGAAAUCAUGGAAACGAUUCAACAUUAUGAAUUAUCAUCGAUCUCUGAAGAAGAUUGUUGGCUACUAUUUAAAGAACGUGCAUUUAUGCAUAAAAAACUGACAACACCAAACUUUAUUGAUAUUGGAAGAGAAAUAGUUAGAAAAUGUAAGGGUGUUCCUUUAGUUGUCAAGACAUUAGGAAGUCAAUUGAGAUUCAAUAAUGACGAAAAUGAAUGGUGCAUAAUAAGAGAUAGUGAGAUAUGGGAGAUAUCACAAAAUGAAGAAGAUCUCUUGCCUAUUCUAAGGUUGAGUUAUUAUGACCUCCCUUAUUAUUUGAGAAGAUGUUUUUUGUUUUGUGUUAUAAUUCCCAAGGAUACUGAAAUAGGAAAGGAGAGUUUAAUUCAAUUGUGGAUUGCCCAUGGUUUAAUUCCUACCGUUAAAAACCAAGAAGUAGAAGAUACUGGGACUACAAUUUGGAAGGAAUUGUGUUGGAGAAACUUUUUUCAAGAUGAAAAAGAGAACAACUAUUGGAAGGAUAAAGUUAUAACAUGUAAGAUACACGAUCUUAUGCACGAUCUUGCCAAAUCUGUUAUGAAAGAUGAAUAUUAUAGGAUGGAUGCUAAUAGCUCAAGUGAUGGUCUGGGACUAGGACAUGGAAUUCGUCAUGUAACAUUAAUGUUUAAUUGGUUAGACAAAACAUCAUUUUGUUCUCUUAAAAAUAUUCGAGGGUUGCAAUCAAUAAUGCUCUAUGGCGGAGAUUAUGGAAAAGGCGUAAAGGAGAUUUUGAGUGUCUUGAAGAAACUUCCAUCUUUACGUGUCCUUGAAAUAAACCGCGAUGGUAUGCAAUAUCAAGUUGUGCGCUAUAUGCAGUGUCAAGAUUUGCGUUACGUGGGACGUCUAAAACAUCUUAGAUACUUAGACAUUUCUGGUUGUCUGAUAACAACCUUGCCUAAUAGUAUUUGUCAUCUUUUGAACUUACAGACUCUAAAACUCAAUUCUUGUUGUCAUCUUGAACAUUUGCCUAGAAACACAAAAGACCUCAUUAACCUGAAACAUCUAUAUUUGGAGGGUUGUUCUGGAUUAAAAUAUUUUCCUACAGGGAUUGGGCAAUUGAAACAUCUCAAGACAUUAAGCUUGUUUGUGAUAGGAAAGAAGGAGAAAUACUGCCAACUUGAUGAAUUAAAAGAAUUGGAUAUCCGCGGCUCCUUGAAAAUUAAGAAUCUUGAAAAAGUUAGUAAUGUAUCUCUUGCAAGAGGGAUAAGUUUGGCUAAAAUUACGAGUAUCAGUGAGUUGGAUCUGGAAUGGACAUUUGAUGAUAGUAAUGAUAAUCAGACCAAGACUAGACAUGAGAAAAUAUGUGAAGCUCUGGAGGUUUUAAAUGCGAGGCUGAAGAAAUUGAGAAUGAGUGGUUACAAAGGUGUGAAUCUCCCUAAAUGGGUUGAAAAGGCAUCUCCUUCUCUAACACACCUUGAGCUUAAGGACUUGGACAAUGUGAAUACUAUUAUUCCAAGUACUAGAGCAUUUCCUAAUCUAUGCUGGCUAAACAUAUCUUAUUGCCCAAAGUUAGGGAGGUUACUGCCACAUCUGAAAGCACUCAAAGAUCUAACAGUCUGGGGUGAAUGUUCGGAUGAAUUGUUAAAUAGCAUCUGGAAUCUCAAUGGUCUCACUCAUCUGAAACUUGGUGCAUUGAAUAAUGAUGUGGAGCACAUAUUCACCGUCAGAAACAUGAAUUGAAUUGAAGUAGAGUUAGAGGAACUUUACAUUAGUCAGAUGAUGAAUUUGAGGGAAUUGGUGUCUCCUACUUUUCCUAGUCCCGGACCAUUCACUACUUUAUCGAAGAUUCAUAUAUCUGAUUGCCCAAAACUAGGGAUCUUGCCUCCCCAUCUCAAAGUACUCAAAGAUGUAACUGUUUGGG